AUGCCCGUUUCUACCGCUUCAGCGGCAGUCCACAUCGCGCCAGUUGUCCUAAAGACUUUCAUUGACCAUCCGAAGCAGAGGAAGAAGAGGGAGAAGGAGGGCAAGGAGGCCCCGCAAGAUGACAUCCUCUUUCACCAGGCAUUCAACAUUGUCAAAGCUUUCAUUGAUCUUGGGACUAAGAACACCGUCGAAUCUCUGCAAGCAUUCACCAACACACACAUUCCUUCACCCUACUGGGCUGCGACUGUCCCAGUAACCAUCCCACUGACAACAUGCAACGAGGCUGCUGAUGUCUUGAUUGACUGGUUUGGCCCUGACGACUUGAAGCACGUUGUGGGUGGCGAACGAUGGUGGCAGGUCCGCGGUCUCGACGGCGUUGAUGGGGAAUGGAUUGCAGAACGAGAACACUUCGACGAAAAGGCAGAUGUGGCCAAAGGUCGAAAGAUUGGCAGGAGUGAAGAAGACAUUCUGAGAAUGGAACAACUAGAGUCAGUCAUGCUUUACGUGCAUGGUGGGGGCUACUUCUGGGGAAGCAUCAAUACGCACAGGUUCCAAAUCCUACGCUAUGCGCGUAAGUUCCGCGGGAGAGCCUUUGCAGUCAACUAUCGAAAGGCUCCCCAGUACCCAUGGCCUUGUCCAGUCCAGGAUGUUCUCGCAGCGUACUUUUACUUGAUCCGCCCACCUCCAGGAGCAGUCCAUUCUCCCGUGUCGCCUAAUAAGAUUGUUCUGGCCGGUGACUCUGCUGGAGGAGGAUUAUGUCUGUCCUUAUUGACGAUUUUACGCGACAUGGAACUCCCGAUGCCAGCUGGAGCUGUCCUGAUCAGCCCAUGGGUGGACUUGACGCAUAGUUUUCCCAGUGUGAUGCAAAACACGGAAACUGUAGGCUAUUCUCUCCUUCCUUGCAGCACCGCACUAUCUGAUCUGUCCUGUCAGGAUAUCAUCCCACCUCACGGAUUCCUUGCCAAACCUUCUGCCCUCUGGCCAGUUGACCCCAAUGCAGGCAAUGGUCCACGGAUAGUCCGGUCUGAGACGAACCCGCCGCCUAAGCCGGGCCACGCCGAUACCCUCAAGCCAACGGAAGGACGUGAGAAGAUCAUGGAGGAGACGAGGGAUAUCCCUCAAGGCGGGUAUCCCGUUGAAACCCAAGAAGAAAUGCUGGACAAAUACCCGGACAAAGCUAACCCUGAAGUGCACGAAGUUGAAGACGCGUGGUCCAAACCCCAGAGCCCUGAGGAUGAUGAGAUUGAAGAAGUACCUUCUGCAACUGUAGACGAAGGAUGUCGCGAAGAGCUCGAGAAUGACCCCGAGGGUUGGGAACCCAAGCCUCCCAAAGUGUUGAUGGAGAACUCGAGUGAGGUUCCACUCGAGCUGCGUUCACAGAUUCAAGUAUACGCUUUGACUGAGCAACUCACGCACCCUCUCGUUUCACCCACAUUGCAAGGUUCUUUAGGGAAUCUGCCUCCCCUAUACAUUAUCGCCGGGGAUGGAGAGGUGUUGCGCGACGAGAUCAUAUACCUGGCUCAUCGUGCUGCCCAUCCAAGCGAGUUCCCUGCUCGAAAAGGUCUGGUUCGGGAUUCGCAGAGGCAGAAGGAGAAUGUCAAGAACUUCACUAAACCUACAAAGGUCCAUCUCCAAGUCUUCGACGGGAUGUGUCACGUCUUAACUGUCUUCAUGUUCGCCAGCAGCACAAGAUAUGCAUAUCGCUCUAUCGCAGAGUUCGUCAAGCACGUCACACAGAAUGAAUCUGCUUACAUCGACCGUGUACCUUUCCCCGAGUUUCACUGGUCACCAGAUGGCGUCAAAGGACCCCAGAAAGGAGAUUCCAGGGAAAGGGAACGGGACGAGAAAGAUGCGGCUGGCCUUUUCCAGCAAAAUGAGGAGCUCGCUGGUAAUGCAGUAAUCUCGAGCAAACCCUCGGUGGAACGUGAUCUUAACCGCCAUGAAACUCCAAGCAAAGCGGGAGGGGAGAUAGAACAAGGUGGUAUCCCAGACGUGUUCAUGGUUUGUGAGCGCGUGGACAUACAUGCUCGAGUCAGGCAUAUGGAACCCAGAGACGAAAUCCCCUGCCUCAAAAUCCCUCCCAGUCAAAUUGGCGUCAUUAAGGAAGCACCCGCCAUGCGUUGGUACCGCGGUCAAGAGAAAUGGGACAAGAGAUUCAAAGCGACAGCGUCUCGGGUGGUGGCCAAGAGAGUCAAACUCAAGGCCAAAUCUGAGCGUAUUUUAAGAAAUGCAUUGGAUCAAGGGCUAGUCCAUCCAGCGUUCCCGGAGACGAUCCAUAUACCCGAAUUGGGGGACGAGAAGACCGGGGGUUCGACGUUGGCCAGGCAGAACUCUAUAGGUGCUGUCCAGGAGCAUCGCCGGUGGGGACCUCUGGAUUUGGGCGAGGAGAGGCCUCCACCCUCAGCUAUCGCUGGCCGGAGAGACACUCCCGAAGCACUUGCUCUACUUCGAAAGUGCAUCUACCACACCGCACCAGUAACACACCAAACUGUUCCUCGUUUGAAGAAAUCGGAUGUCCUUCGUGCUGCGUUCGACCCGCACGAUGAUCCUAAUGCACCACCCAAGCAAUCGGUUUCGGAGGAACAAGUCCAGCCGACUCCCGCUACAGCUAUGCAUGGCCUCCGCAUGUGGGACAAGAUUUUAACAUAUCUGGGGCGGAAGAGUGCCGCCAAGGCUUCCGACGGGAUUAAAUCGACCGUCGACACGGUCCAACGCGUUUCUGGCGUUUCGAAUUCGCGAGAGACCCCAUCUCCAGAAGAACUUAACGCUAAGUAA
Molecule: messenger RNA, 2775 nt
Organism: Coprinopsis cinerea okayama7#130
Lineage: Eukaryota; Fungi; Basidiomycota; Agaricomycetes; Agaricales; Psathyrellaceae
Product: lipase/esterase
Exons: 14
Coding region: 1-2775 (924 amino acids)
Molecular function (GO): hydrolase activity
Source: RefSeq, a predicted model, not a curated record